AUGUCCUCAUCGCGUCCGAGGAAUCAACUCUCUUCCUCUUCCUCUUCUUCGUUUCCCUCGUUGUCGUCCCCCGUUUCGCGCCUGAGGCCGCAACAUUCUCCUCCAUCAUCGUCAUCAUCAUCGUCAACAACGACAGCUUCCUCCCUCUCCACCAAUCUCCUGUUCUUCCUCAUCGCCUUUCGUCUUCUCAACGCCUUCACCGUUCGUACCUUCUUCCAGCCUGAUGAAUUCUUCCAAUCGCUUGAGCCCGCAUGGAAGACCGCGUUUGGAGACAAUCAGGGGGCCUGGAUAACCUGGGAAUGGAAGCACCAACUGAGAUCCUCCAUCCAUCCUCUCAUCUUCGCCGCUGUCUACUCCGCCGCCGAUCUCGUCGCACAGCUUCUCCGUCUCUCCCCCGCAACCCGCGCGGAUCUCCUCGUCGCCGCCCCUAAGACCGCGCAGGCCGUGAUCGCCGGGGUCGGGGAUUUUUAUACCUGGAAGUUGGCUCGAUAUGUGUAUGGUGCUCGAAGCUACGAGGCCUGGGCUACUCUCGUCCUCACGGUGGUUAGCCCUUGGCAGUGGUUCUGUUCCACCCGGACUCUGUCCAACUGCCUCGAAACCACGAUCACCAUCGUCGCUCUCUACUUCUGGCCUUGGUCUUGGUCAUUAAAUUCCAGUUCAUCGGCGGGACAGCGGAGGACGACACGCGCAGCCAGCAGGGAGCGCCGUGAGAGGAAGCACUCCGCGGAUUCGAGUCGGGCGAAACGAUUGCGCCGAUGCCUUGUCCUCGCGGCCAUCGCAUGUAUCCUACGGCCGACAAACGUCCUCAUCUGGUUGACUCUAGCCGGUGUCGCAUGGCUUCGGACUUCUUGGGAACAGAGAAAGACCCUUGUGCGCGAGGCAUUGCUGUGCGGUUCCGCCGUCCUGCUCCUCUCGGUCCUUAUAGAUCGCCUGUUCUACGGAUUUUGGACCUUUCCUCCCCUGCGAUUCUUGCAUUUCAACAUUGCGCAAUCUCUGGCCGUUUUCUAUGGGAAGAAUGACUGGCACUAUUACCUCUCGCAGGGUUUCCCGCUCCUCCUGACCACGGUGCUACCAUUCACCCUGGUCGGCCUGUAUCGCGCCUUGGCCCAGCUACGACUGUCUGCAUCGGGACAGUUGCAGCCGCUCAUGCCGGCCCAGCUGGCAUUGAUAAGCGUGAUCAUGCCUUUUGUGCUCUCCCUCAUCUCGCACAAGGAAGUGAGGUUCAUCUAUCCACUGCUACCAUCGCUCCACAUCUUGACGGCGCCGCCGCUGGUCGACUACUUCAUGCCUGCCGUGCUCCGUUCGUCACGGUCAUACAUGCCCCGGAGACUCACUCUGAUCUUUCUCUUGCUGGUUAAUGUUGUCAUCGCGCUGUACACCACCAUCACGCACGCAUCCGGCCCACUCAACACGCUCUCUUACCUCCGGCAACAACAUGAUGCCCACUCCAGUCCACCCUCCGCGCUGGAUCAUUCGAACAACGACCAUUCCGAGCGCGGCAUCACGGCAGGAUUCCUCAUGCCCUGCCACAGCACCCCUUGGCGCUCCCACCUCGUCUACCCCACCAUCCACGCCUGGGCUCUAUCCUGCGAACCUCCCGUCGGCCUCACCGACGCCCAAAAAGCCACCUACCUCGAUGAAGCAGACCAGUUCUACGCCAACCCCGCCCAGUUCCUGCGCGAGCACAUGAUCGGCGGCCUCCGCCACAUCCCCCGCAAACCAUCCUACCUCUCCCCCUCACAGCCACCACCGUCGCAGUCGCAACUCAACCCGCCCAGCACCACCCACAACUGGCCUGACUACCUCAUCUUCUUCGCCCAGCUCGAACCCACCCUCCGCAGCCUCCUCCGCGCCUCCUCCUACGCCGAAUGCCAGCGCACCUUCAACACCGCCUGGCACGACGACUGGCGCCGCACCGGUGACAUCGUGGUCUGGUGCCUCGAUCCCGCCGAGCAGCAGGCCUGGCGCACCGCCACCCGCCAGCGCGAAACCGAGUCCCGCGAACGCCAAUUCGACCGCAUCGUCGAAGGCUUCCGCCGCGAGGCAAGUGGGAAGCACCGCAGCUGGAACUGGAACCGGGGGUGGGACCUCGUCCCCUUCCGCUCAUGGUUCUCGUCCACGCCGUCGCUGUCGCUGUCCCUGCCCGCGCUUUCGUGGCCGUCCGCUUCAUGGUCUCCCUGGCCGUGGCCGGCUACCACCUCGUGGUCGUGGCCAUGGCAGCCCAAGCGGCGGACCUGGUUCGGUGUCCCGAUUCCACAGCUCUGGACGGCACGGUCGCCGUGGACGAUGCGCGCCGGCGCGGGCACGAGCGACUGGUUCAAGGGCUGGGGAGGGAAGAACAGCAAGAGCAAGAGCAAGAGCAAGAAGAGUUUGGAUCGAGAUCUCUGGUCUUGA
Aspergillus clavatus NRRL 1 is the source of this 2394-nucleotide messenger RNA. RefSeq names its product putative glycosylphosphatidylinositol-alpha 1,2 mannosyltransferase (gene gpi10). Bases 1 to 2394 code for a protein of 797 amino acids. Gene Ontology annotation, biological process: GPI anchor biosynthetic process. Gene Ontology annotation, molecular function: alpha-1,2-mannosyltransferase activity. Gene Ontology annotation, cellular component: endoplasmic reticulum membrane. The transcript is spliced from 5 exons. NCBI's taxonomy places the organism in Eukaryota, Fungi, Ascomycota, Eurotiomycetes, Eurotiales, Aspergillaceae. The record is from RefSeq and is a predicted model, not a curated record.